AUGUCGCAACCCAAACUCGCAAUCUUAGACGACUACCAGAACAUCUCCCCUCCCCACUUCGCCCACCUCGAAUCCCGCGUCUCAAUCUCCUACUUCCCGGAAACCCUCGACCCCCGCGAUGAACGCCAACGCGCGCUCCUGAUCGAGCGCCUCCAGCCCUUUGAUGUGAUUCUCGCUAUGCGCGAACGCACCCCGUUCUCCAAGGAAACGCUCUCCGCGCUUCCGAACUUGAAACUUCUCCUGACCACGGGCACUCGCAAUCUCGCCCUGGACGUGCAAUACUGUGCUUCGCGCGGAAUUCCCGUCGCUGGAACGUCGAGCCGAUCAGGGGGGGUCCAUUCUACGGUGCAACAUACAUGGGCUCUGAUCCUGGGGUCGGCGCGACAUAUUGCGCGGGAUGAUGCGGCUGUUAAGCGGGGAGAAUGGCAGGGGUCGCUUGGAAUGACGCUUGCGGGGAAGACAUUGGGAUUACUGGGACUGGGCAAGUUAGGUUCGCAGGUUGGGCGGAUAGCGGUUCUGGCUUUUGAUAUGAAGGUGAUUGCGUGGUCUACGAAUCUGACGCAGGAGAAGGCGGACGAACAGGCUGCGGCACAGGGGUUGCCGGCGGGUAGUUUUCAAGCUGUUCCGGACAAGGCUGAGUUUUUCCGCAGCGCGGAUAUAGUGAGUCUUCAUAGUGUACUGUCGGAGCGGAGUCGGGGCAUCGUCGGUGCUGCGGAAUUUGAGGUUAUGAAGCCGACGGCGAUCCUGGUGAAUACGUCGCGGGGUCCGUUGGUGGAGGAGAAGGCACUGUUGAAGACGUUGAAUGCGGGACGCAUCCGUGGGGCGGCCCUAGAUGUUUUCGAUCCCGAGCCUCUGCCUAAGGAUAGCCCCUGGCGGACAACGGCAUGGGGUCAAGACGGACGGAGUGAGGUGGUGUUGUCACCGCAUACGGGAUAUGGCGAUGAACAGAUUCACGGGUGGUAUGAUGAGGUGGCUCAGAAUGUGGAGAGGUGGUUGAAUGGAGAGGAACUGAGCACGCGGAUGAAUUGA
Molecule: messenger RNA, 1029 nt
Organism: Aspergillus bombycis
Lineage: Eukaryota; Fungi; Ascomycota; Eurotiomycetes; Eurotiales; Aspergillaceae
Product: D-2-hydroxyacid dehydrogenase family protein
Exons: 1
Coding region: 1-1029 (342 amino acids)
Molecular function (GO): oxidoreductase activity, acting on the CH-OH group of donors, NAD or NADP as acceptor; NAD binding
Source: RefSeq, a predicted model, not a curated record